GGACGGCUCGCCGUUUCUUGCAACCACGCAGCUGCUCUUCUGCCUCCUCCAGAAGACUUGCUGCCUUCUUGCGUCUUCUUCCUCCCGCUCGUCUUUUCCUUUCUUUCUGCUCUCCCUUUCCGCUUGCUCUCCUUUGGUAAGGUCAGCCAGCGAGACCCACUCCACUCACCACAACCGGCCGACACCGGCUCUGCACCGUCCGUGGUCCCGAGAUCCGCUCCUGCGACCGCUGAUAACCGACCACUCGCGGCUUGUGUGAGCCUCAAUAACCGGCUAAACUCCAAGGUACAUUCACACUUCCUCUCCUUGCGACAUUCACCCAUAGUGCGAGUCGUCCCAACGCGUCGUCCCGGCUGGGCUUCGUGCGAGGAAAGGUGGCCCCCAUGCAAGCCCGUGGUAUCCACACCUUUCCUUUCCUGCACCACGUUGUCCCAGCGUCGGACGCCAGCUGCCUCUGUUCGAGGCCAUGUCCGCCAGCGAACAUGUUUGCUUUGCAGCCGUGUUGCGGGAUUCGACGGGUUGUACGUGCGGCUCGCCGUAUCCCAGCGCUGCCUCAAGACUUGUGUUCGGAAAAAUUGCUUGGGCAGCAGCCGUCACUCAGCCAUCCAGCUGCCGAAUGUUUCGCAGGCUGUAAGAGGCGACUGUUGGCUGAUGACGCUACCCCCAAAGCUUUCGUAUGCUGUCCCCCAGCGGCUUCUCAUGUGCCGUUGAUAUAAUAUUCCAGGCCUUGGACGCGCCAAUUGACGUUGGGACGCCGUGAUUGUUGCUAACCAAAAAUUUUUCUCCCCUUUGCUAACGUUCCAAGUGCUCAGAGACUUCUAGAUUGCAUCUCCAGCGCUUCGCUAUCCUAGUCUGCGAAACGAGCAGCAGAACUAACUCCUUCUAUUGUUGCUCACCCAAGCUAACGGACGCUUAACACGCCCAGCCUUGUUCUGUACAGCUCACCAGCGUCGUCUCGUGCUUUGCAAAACUGAGGCGAAUCGAGCAAUGUCCACCUCCACUCUUGCAGACGCUGCUAAAACAAAAUCAACCAAGGCUUUGAACGCUCUUAAGGAAACACCCAACAUGGCGAAGCAAGCGGCGGAAAAUCCCAAGCAGGUCAGUCAGGACUUCCUGCACACGCCGUUCAUGCGAGCAGCGUUGCCCUUUAUAAACGGAGGCAUUGCGGGCAUGACUGCCACCACUGUGGUUCAACCAAUUGAUAUGAUUAAAGUGCGCCUACAACUGGCUGGUGAAGGUGUCAAGACGGGCCCUAAACCGACCCCAUUGGGCAUUACCAAAGACAUUAUUGCGCAGGGCAAGGUGCUUGAUCUGUACACAGGUCUGAGUGCCGGCUUGCUGAGGCAAGCUGUGUACACGACCGCGCGUUUGGGCUUCUUUGACACCUUUAUGAAUGCCCUGACCGCGAGGGCCGAGACCAAGGGUAACAAAGUUGGCUUUGCCGAGCGCGCAAGCGCAGGUCUGGCGGCUGGUGGACUCGCAGCCUUUGUUGGCAAUCCGGCAGAUUUGGCGCUCAUCCGCAUGCAGUCCGACGGCCUGAAACCGCCGGCAGAGCGAGCAAAUUACAAGUCGGUCAUCGAUGCACUCGUACGGAUAUCCAAGAAUGAGGGCGUGACCGCACUGUGGGCAGGCUGCUACCCGACUGUAGUUCGUGCCAUGGCGCUGAACUUUGGUCAACUGGCCUUCUUUUCUGAGGCGAAACAACGACUGGCUGGCUCGAAGCUGAGUGGACAGGCUCAGACAUUGACUGCGUCCGCCAUAGCCGGCUUCUUCGCGUCCUUCUUCAGCUUACCUUUUGACUUCGUCAAGACGAGGUUGCAGAAGCAAACAAAGCGACCAGACGGCACGCUACCUUACAAGGGCAUGAUGGAUUGUUUUGCAAAAGUUGCACGGGAUGAAGGCCUGUUGCGGUUCUACCGUGGAUUCUCGACGUACUAUGUGCGCAUUGCGCCGCAUGCAAUGGUGACUUUGAUCGUCGCCGACUACCUUGGCUUCAUUACGAAGUGAGCGAAGUAUGCUAUUCGUGUUCGCUAAACCGAUGGCGUUUCCACCCUACGCAACCUCUGAGCACUUCAACACGGCGUCACUGCUUAUACAAGGCAUCUCUGGUAACCGUUGGACGCAUGCAUAAAAAGAACAUGCAUACUAUAAGGCGAGAGACGAAGCUUCUACCACGCAUAUAUAUUCCUUCCGAAGACCGCCAUUUUACCACCUUUAAUGGUCCUAGGAAUUUUCCGGUCCCUAUCGGUAGAUAUAAACAGGUAUCGUGGGGCAGGCGUUCUGGUGUGGAGGUCAAGUGAGUACCCUAGGAGAGUAGCUAGCUUUUCAUUUUUUUUUUUCUGGAAUCUGUGUGGUAAGAGCUGCUCCUGCAACGUAUACUCGUGAGCCGCGAGAGAACUUGCGAGCAGUGUACAUAACUAUCUGAAUUGACGUGAUGACGAAUUUGGUAUUGGUCAGCUUGGCACGGUGCUCUAAGAAUGGUCCACUGAAGCUCAUCGUGGAUCUCUUUUAUUUUCAUGCUCUUCAACUUUUAUAACCUUGAG
This is a messenger RNA of Verruconis gallopava, 2543 nucleotides long. RefSeq lists its product as uncharacterized. Gene Ontology annotation, molecular function: oxoglutarate:malate antiporter activity. The record is from RefSeq and is a predicted model, not a curated record. The coding region runs from base 988 to 2007 and encodes 339 amino acids. Gene Ontology annotation, biological process: transmembrane transport. Lineage: Eukaryota; Fungi; Ascomycota; Dothideomycetes; Venturiales; Sympoventuriaceae. The transcript is spliced from 2 exons.